CCAACACCAACAUCGCUCAGUGACUUCAUCGCAGGUCUCACUCACCCUUCGUCAACCCCGGCCUGCCACCUCAAACCCAGGAUGUCUAAGAGAGAUCGCGAUGGCAAAAUGCGGGCCUACGAACCCAAGCAGAAGCCGGCAGCCCCCGAGUCGCAGUUCACCCCCAUGUUCAUGAACUUUCGCAAUGAGCUCGACCAGCACCACGACCGGAGGGAACGUGUUAUCAAAGCUUCGAGAGACGUCACAGCCUUGAGCAAGAAGAUCAUCUUUACCUGCCAAAGGGUCAACAAGCUGGGCGACCUCCCCAACUUCGCAACUAAGGAAAUCGCCACCCGUAUGGAGGAGAUUAAGAACCACCUCACCGCGAUCGAGCCCGACAUCCAGGGCAUCAACCGCUACCGCUACGCCUACUCCCUCCGCUGCCUGGAGGAGCUGGUCGAGGCCCUCUCCUUCUCCCACUACCUCCGGACCCAGACCCUCAUCAGCCCCGAAGAGACGGCCGCCGCGGUGCCAGCCAACGUCUCCAUUACCGAGAACGACUACAUGUACGGCCUCUUCGACCUAUUUGGCGAGAUGAUGCGCUUCGCCACCGUCACCACCGCCCAGACGGGCCAGUUGGCCGGUAUUGAGGGCCGCAACAUCCUGCAGGACAUUCACGAGCUGAGCAGUUGCUUCGAGAUCCUCCCGGAGAUCCCGACAAAGGACUUCAGGGGCAAAAUGGAGGUCAUGCGGCAGUCGGUGCGCAAGGUGGAGAAGCUGGGCUAUGGGUUGGCCAUCCGGGGUACGGAACGGCCCAAGGGCUGGGUGCCGGACAUGAAAGAGGACUUUGAUCCUUCUUCAUUGGAUUGAAGCUUUCGCUGGAUACUAUCAUACGAGGAGCAACACGAUGUCUCGGGAGCGCGCAACAAAGGGCGGCAAGAGGAGGUCUUUGUUAAAAAGGAACGUGGGGCUUCAAACCAUGUUGUUGUUUAUUGUUGUUCCUACCGCCUGUCUGCACACUGGCCCACGAUGAAAUAUGACAGCAUCUACGAAACUCUCUUUUUCAACCAUUAACGCAGUUAAGAAUGGGUUCAAAUCA
This is a messenger RNA of Colletotrichum destructivum, 1078 nucleotides long. RefSeq names its product Putative Translin family. NCBI's taxonomy places the organism in Eukaryota, Fungi, Ascomycota, Sordariomycetes, Glomerellales, Glomerellaceae. Gene Ontology annotation, molecular function: sequence-specific DNA binding; RNA binding; RNA endonuclease activity. Bases 82 to 849 code for a protein of 255 amino acids. Gene Ontology annotation, cellular component: nucleus; cytoplasm. The transcript has 3 exons. The record is from RefSeq and is a predicted model, not a curated record.